Molecule: messenger RNA, 5086 nt
Organism: Pygocentrus nattereri (red-bellied piranha)
Lineage: Eukaryota; Metazoa; Chordata; Actinopteri; Characiformes; Serrasalmidae
Product: protein tyrosine phosphatase non-receptor type 14
Exons: 19
Coding region: 16-3702 (1228 amino acids)
Biological process (GO): protein dephosphorylation; lymphangiogenesis
Cellular component (GO): cytoskeleton
Molecular function (GO): protein tyrosine phosphatase activity
Source: RefSeq, a predicted model, not a curated record
UGACCUUGCCCAGCCAUGCCGUUCGGACUGAAGCUCCGCCGCACGAAGCGCUACAACGUCCUGAGUAAGAACUACUUCGUGACGCGGAUCCGUCUGCUGGACAACAAUGUGAUCGAGUGCACGCUGUCUGUGGAGAGCACCGGCCAGGAGUGCCUGGAGGCGGUGGCCCAGCGCCUUGAACUGCGCGAGACGCAUUAUUUCGGGCUGUGGUUCCAUUCUAAAACUCAGGUGCCGCGAUGGGUGGAGCUGGAGAAGCCCCUGAAGAAGCAGCUGGAUAAGUUUGGGAACGAGCCGCUGCUGUUCUUCGGGGUGAUGUUCUACGUUCCCAGUGUCUGCAGACUCGAGCAGGAGGCCACCAGGUAUCAGUACUACCUGCAGGUGAAGAAGGAGGUUCUUGACGGCCGUCUUCACUGCAGCGUGGAGCAGGGCAUUCGACUCGCCGGCCUCGCCGUCCAGGCGGACUUUGGGGAUUUCACUCAGUAUCCGUCUCAGGACUUCCUCAGGGAAUACGUGCUGUUCCCCGUGAACUGGCCUCAUGUGGACGAGGUGCUGGAGGACUGGACGCAGAAAGUGGCCGAAGAACACAAGAGUCACUAUCGGAUGCAGCCUGCAGAAGCCGAGCUGCUCUACAUCAAAGAGGCGGAGAAGCUGGACGGGUUUGGGCAGGAGAGCUUCGCUGCUAAAGACAACUACACCAAUGACAUCUUCAUCGGCGUGUCCUUCAUUGGAGUCUUCGUCAAGCACAGGAACGGGAGGUCCAUCAUGCUGCACCGGUGGAAGGACAUCGGCACCAUCGGGCACAACAAGUCGGCCAUCACCGUGGAGAUAACCAGCAAAGACGACACCAUCAUGUUCCACACGGAGGAUAUGGAGAUGGCCAAAUACAUCGCACGCCUCUUCACUGCCAGACACAAGUUCUACAAACAGAACAAAAUCUGUGCAGAACCAACCCACUCUCCGGUCACCAUAAGGAGAAGACCCACCUGGAACAGACUGCCCAGACCGCAGUCCUGUAUUCUGCACUCUCAGUACGCCGAUCACUAUCAGGACACGCAGAGCUCGCAAGACAGCAUCUUCCAUGAUGACCCAUACUACAAGUCCGAAACGAGCCUAGUGGAGUUUGGCUUCCGUAAUGGCCCAGUGCCCAACGGCAGCAUGUGCAGCAGCCCGAGUGUGAGCUCCCUGAAUCGCUCUCAAACAUUCAUCCACUCCUCCCCAAUGUCAUCCAACCUGAGCAUUCCUGGCAGCGAGCUGAUGCGUCCUGACUACAUCCCCAGCCACCGGCACUCUGCCAUCAUUGCGCCGUCCUACCGGCCCACUCCAGAGUAUGAUGCUGUGAUGCGUCAGAAGCGGCGACUCCUUCCGGCCACACCUUCCUCUGACUGCCACAGCCAAUCACUGCGCAGCCUCAACAUUAGUAAUACCUACGCAUACAGGCAGCCUGAGGCGCUGGUGUACAGCCAGCCAGAGAUGAGGGAACGAGGCAUGUACCAUGGGCCUUAUGGAGGCGGAGGAGGACCUCAACCUGGAUAUGGACCACCUACUGGCCCCUCCCCUUCCCAUCCUGGAACAGGGGUCAUACAGCCUGCAACGAGUCAGCCAGCCACAGCCGGAAACGGCAUCUCUCACACCGUCAGUACACCUGAACUUGCAAAUACCAAGCAACAGGUGGUUAAUGGAAGAACUGGUGACCAGUCUUAUGCCGCCCACAUGUUGAGGAAUCACCUGUCCAGGCCACCACCACCUUAUCCAGCCUCCUUCAGGCCGGCGACAAGCACCCCGGACCUGGCCAGCAGCCACCGACAGCGCUGCAUGGGCGGCUCCAGCCCGGAGCUGGUCACACGCAAGGUCCAGCUGUCUGUUAAGACCUUCCAGCCUGACAGCUCAGCUGUGGUGGACCUGCAGUCUCUGCAGGAGGUCAGCGAACCACUGACCUCAGCCAAGCGCCGCACCGCACUGACCAAGCGCCACAGCAUGGAAGUGGUUGGAGGCAUGCGGGCAAUGGAGGCGCUAGUCAUGAAGGGGGCCAACGUAGUCCUACCUCGCAGAAACACAUUAAGAGAACAAGCCCCUUCUGCAGCCACACCCCCUCAGCCUCAGGUUCCUCCUCCUCCUCCUCAGCCAUCGCAGCUGUCUGAGGUGGCUGUGCAGAUGUCCAAUCAGAAAGCAGAGCACCAGGCCCAGUCGUCAUACCAGCAUCAGAAAACGCUCUCCAACGUCACUAUGCUAAUCCACAGCAGCGAGAGUGAGGAGGACGAGGAGGAAGAGGAGACCCCUGAGCUGGACGUUCAGAUUCCAGGGCUGAACGAAGACAUAAGUGCUCAGUUGCAGGCGGCGCUGGCCAACAUCCCAAACAAACCACCACCCGAGUACCCGGGCCCGCGCUCCAGCGGCAGCAGCACGGCCCUCAGACACCACAAUCAGGACCACAGCCGCGGCUCUCCAGAAGCAGCUCAGGGGCAGGUGCAUACCGAAGCCCAAGCGGACGGACUACGAGGUGGACAGAACGCAGCCGGCGGCCCCCAGGUCAGCCUGAGCGGAACGACUCUGGGGCCGUCCAUCUCUGAGCCUGACCUGACCAGCGUGAAGGAGAGAGUGAGGAAAGAGCCAGUGAAGGAGAGGCCGGUGUCGGAAAUGUUCUCCAUCGAGGACAGCAUCGUGGAGAGAGAGAUCAGACAGAGGACUCUGGAGAGGCAGAAGCUUUCAGCCGAUUCGAUGAAGAGGCCUCUGAUGAUGGCGGCUCUGAAUGGACUCUACGUAGCCCGCAUGCCCGUCCCGGAAAACCCACACGAGGACGCCUCCGCCAAGGCCAACACAGAUGAACGGUGUAAGCAUCUGGAGCUGAGGCUAGAAGAGGAGUGUCUCUUCACCGAGUACGAGCAGAUUCCUAAAAAAAGGGCGGAGUGCAACCUUACUACGGCCAUGAUGCCCGAGAACGCCGAGCGGAACCGCUUCCGAGACGUUGUCCCAUACGAGGAGAACCGCGUGGAGCUGGUUCCAAACAAAGAGAACAACACAGGCUAUAUUAAUGCUUCGCACAUCAAGAUGAUGAUCAGAGGGGAGGAGUGGCACUACAUUGCCACGCAAGGGCCUCUUCCCAACACUUCCCAUGAUUUCUGGCAGAUGGUCUGGGAACAAGGGGUCAAUGUCAUUGCCAUGGUUACAGCAGAGGAGGAGGGAGGUCGCUCUAAGAGUCACAGGUACUGGCCUAAGUUGGGCUCAAAACACAACUCUGCCACACACGGCAAGUUCAAGGUGACCACCAAGUUCCGCACAGACUCGGGUUGCUAUGCAACAACAGGGUUAAAGGUCAAGCACCUACUGUCCGGUCAGGAGCGGACCGUGUGGCAUCUGCAGUACACCGACUGGCCUGAACAUGGCUGCCCAGAAUAUGUUCAGGGCUUUCUUUCAUAUCUGGAGGAGAUUCAGUCAGUGCGUCGACACACUAACAGCAUGCUGGACACGUCGAAGAGUCCAAACCCACCGGUGGUUGUGCACUGCAGUGCAGGCGUUGGCCGCACCGGUGUGGUCAUUCUCACUGAACUCAUGAUCAGCUGUCUGGAGCACAAUGAGAGAGUGGAGGUUCCUGUAAUGCUGGGCCGGUUGAGGCAGCAGAGAAUGCUGAUGGUUCAGACGGUCUCUCAGUACAAGUUUGUGUAUCAAGUUCUUAUCCAGUUCCUGAAGAGCUCCAGACUCAUCUGAGUCAGACUGUGCGUGAGUGUGUACCUAAGUGUGUGUUUGCGUCGGAUACUCAGUCGCCCCAUCCCGAUCCAGGUGCUACUGCUGCGGUGAUCUGCCCGCCAUUGCCUUUGACUUAAAGUCUGGACACCCUGGCCAAAACUUUGACCUAAACAUUCAUAGCUGGUUUUGGAACACCUGGGAAAAAAGGCCUGGCGUACCGAACUGAUACAGCCAUUAUGGAAAAGCAUCCCUAAACAAAGUCCAACCACUAUAAACAGCUGGGCUUCAAGCUGAGAUACUUUGGAGAAACGGAGUUGAACUCUUCAAGAUCUCGAUGUUAUCCUUUUCUUUAAAAUAGGGAGUAAAUAUGGAUGUUUUUGCUUUGUGAAAAUCAAAUCAAAGCAAAGCGAGAGAAUCUGAGGAGGCAUCUUUCUAAUUUAAUACAGAACUUUUUAAAAAAUUGCCUGGAUGAAAGUAUCUUGGACAUUUCACGUUAUUUCCUCAAUAAUCAAACGUAAACUGUAGUGAAAAAGCAGGAGUGUACAUUUAUUUGAAUUCUGCAUAUUUCAGAAAGCCUUUAAGGUCCAUCACUGUGCCAGCACAAUGAAAAAUCUUUGUAUCAUUCAUUUUAAUCCAGUGUUAUUUAUUAUUAUUAUUUUUUUUUUUUUUUUGGCAAAAUUUCAGGAGAACAAUUUUAUAUAUAUUGGGAGAAUAUUCAAACAUAAUUUACAACAUAUGGGAAAUUGGUGUACGGUGUACAGAUUCUGGCGGCACAUUGAUGGACUUGGUUAAAUAGCGUAAGAACGAGAUAAUCAGAUGUACCCGCUGCUGUAAACAGCAGAAGGCAGAGGCCGUUGUAACAUCACACUGUGUGAUUUAUUCUGAUUCUGAGGCAGUUUGGUGGAAUUUGCAACAAGUUGAUGCAGCCAAAUCAACUUAGGGUCCACUGAAACUGCCUGUCAUUGAGAUGCAUUACUAAAGGGGAAUUCCAUCACAAUUCCAAAGUUGUCAACAUUUUUGCAAAGUCAUUCAAAGUGGUUUGACAUGAAGUGCUCUGCUCUAGAGAAACCUAUUUGUUCACCAUGGUGGUGAUGGGAACCAGACGUCUGAAGAGAUUAAUGCCUCUAAAAGUUCCCUCACAGAGUUAUUACAGCAAAUGGUUAUAAUAUUUUGUUGAUGCUUGAAUCAUCGUUUUGCAAUAGUUUUGAAAAGGUUUUGUCCUAAAACACACGCAAGAUUAGAUUAGAUUAGAUUAGAUUAGAUUAGAUUCAACUUUAUUGUCAUUUUGCAGAGUACAGGUACAAAGCCAGUGGAAUGCAGUUAGCAUCACAGUUGUGUCCACUCACUGUCCACUCUAGAUGCUCCUACCCUGUCGGUCCACCUUGUAGAUGUCAGAGACGACAGC